AUGACACCAUCAGCGACUGGCGGAAACGCCAACGGCGCUCCCAAGGAGGAGGGUCUCGGCCAGGCCUUCACACAGCAAGUCAUCGACUCUUUCGGUCCCAAGACUGACCCUCGUCUGAAGGAGGUCAUGACAUCUUUCAUCCAGCACAUGCACGACUUUGCCCGCGAGACACAACUCACUUGCGAUGAGUGGAUGUCUGCUGUCAAGAUGAUCAACUGGGCUGGACAAAUGAGCAACGACAAGAGAAAUGAGGGUCAAUUGAUGUGCGACGUUAUUGGUCUCGAGAGUCUUGUUGAUGAUAUUACACACCGUCAAGCAGCCAAGAAUGGCGUGGCAGCAACUGAGACUGCUAUCCUGGGUCCCUUCUGGCGACAUGAUACCCCUACUCGUGAGAAUGGCACCACAAUUACUUUCGACACUCCCAGCGACGGUGUUGUCGCCUACCUCUACGGUACCGUGACAUCAGCGGCUACUGGAAAGCCCAUCCCCAAUGCCUCUGUCGAGGUUUGGCAAGCAUCCACCAACGGCCUCUACGAGCAGCAGGAUGAGAAGCAGGUUGAGCACAACCUCCGUGGCAAGUUCAUCACCGACGACCAGGGUCGAUACUCCUUCUACUGCCUACGACCUACUCCUUAUCCCGUUCCUGACGAUGGCCCCGCUGGCCAGCUUCUCCACCUCCUCGACCGCCACCCUUUCCGCCCUGCCCAUCUGCACUUCAUGGUGAUUGCUGAGGGUCACAAGUCUAUUGUUACUCAGAUCUUUGAUUCUGACUCAGGAUAUCUCGAGAACGAUAGUGUCUUCGCUGUCAAGGAUGGCCUAACAGUGAAGUUCGUGCCACGAAAAGGAGAUCCCAAGGCUGAGUGGGAGCUGGAGUACAACAUGAGCCUGUCAAACGAUUCAUAG
This is a messenger RNA of Fusarium tjaetaba, 903 nucleotides long. Its product is annotated as catechol dioxygenase. Lineage: Eukaryota; Fungi; Ascomycota; Sordariomycetes; Hypocreales; Nectriaceae. Gene Ontology annotation, molecular function: catechol 1,2-dioxygenase activity; ferric iron binding. The record is from RefSeq and is a predicted model, not a curated record. The transcript has 5 exons. Gene Ontology annotation, biological process: catechol-containing compound metabolic process. The coding region runs from base 1 to 903 and encodes 300 amino acids.